Molecule: messenger RNA, 705 nt
Organism: Jaminaea rosea
Lineage: Eukaryota; Fungi; Basidiomycota; Exobasidiomycetes; Microstromatales
Product: NIF-domain-containing protein
Exons: 2
Coding region: 1-705 (234 amino acids)
Molecular function (GO): protein serine/threonine phosphatase activity
Source: RefSeq, a predicted model, not a curated record
AUGCUAGUACACGAGCCCAAAGCGAGAAAGGUGACGGGCGAGCUUCCCGAGAAAUCGCAAUCUUUCCAAGCCUGGCGCCCUGCAGCAACACCACCCACCGUGCCUCGCACGGCGGCCGUCAUCCACCACACGCCCAAGAUCCUCGUUCUCGACCUGGACGAGACACUCAUCCAUUCGACGUCGCGAUCGCCAACCUGGACGGCGUUGCGCAAUCAGCACUCCAGCGUCCGCCCGCACAUGGUUGAGGUAGUGCUAGACGGCCGCUCGGUGAUUUACCACGUCUACAAACGACCUUACGUCGACGUGUUCCUGCGCAAGGUUGCCAGUUGGUACCACGUCGUCAUCUUUACCGCCUCUGUCCAAGAAUACGCAGACCCGGUCAUUGACUGGCUCGACCAAGGUCGAGGGCUCAUAGCCGGUCGUCUCUUCCGCGACGCAUGCACCUACAAGAAUGGCUCCUACCUCAAGAACCUGAGUAUCGUCGACGGGGAUCUAUCGAGGGUUUGUUUGGUGGACAACUCGCCCGCAAGCUACCACCUGAAUCCGUCGAAUGGGAUUCCGGUGGAGGGCUGGACGCACGAUGCUGCUGAUGAGGGGUUGCUUGAUUUGUUGCCUGUGCUGGACUCGUUGAGGUUCGCGCAGGAUGUGAGGCAUGUGCUGGGACUGAGGAUUACCGAGUCGCAGCAGGCGGGGGCCGCGAAGUGA